Molecule: messenger RNA, 780 nt
Organism: Melampsora larici-populina 98AG31
Lineage: Eukaryota; Fungi; Basidiomycota; Pucciniomycetes; Pucciniales; Melampsoraceae
Exons: 7
Molecular function (GO): histone deacetylase activity, NAD-dependent; NAD+ binding
Source: RefSeq, a predicted model, not a curated record
UCACAAGGAUUAUCAAGAAUUUCGAGCUUGAUUCAAAAUGGAAAAAUUAAAAAAGUAGUAAUCAUGGCUGGAGCAGGUAUCUCUACAGCAGCUGGGAUACCUGAUUUUAGAUCUCCUGAAACUGGAUUAUAUGCGAAUUUAGAGAAGUAUAAUUUACCUUAUCCAGAAGCGAUCUUUGACAUGGAUUAUUUUAUAGAUGAACCAGAAGCAUUUUAUACAUUAGCCAAAGAAUUAUGUCCAGGAAAAUUCAAACCAACGAUUACACAUAGGUUUAUGAAAUUAUUAGAAAUUAAAGGGAUUUUGAAAAGAGUGUUAACUCAAAAUGUAGAUACGCUUGAAAGAUUAGCAGGAGUUUCUGAAGAAUUAAUUGUAGAAGCACAUGGUUCAUUUGCAGAAGCACAUUGUUUAAAUUGUCGUCAUAAAAUGAGUUUAGAAGAAAUGAAACCUUUACUUUCGAUUGGUGAACCGAUUUGGUGUAAAAUGAAAUCUUUGGUCAAGCCUGAUAUCGUAUUCUUUGGAGAAAGUCUUCCACAGAGGUUUUUUUCACACCUUUCAGAUCUGCCAGAAGCUGAUCUAUUGAUCGUACUUGGAACAUCAUUACAAGUUCAACCCUUUGCAUCACUUGUUACCCAAGUUUCAUCAGAUUGUAUAAGAUUAUUAAUCAAUCUUGAAAGAGUUGGAGAUCAAUUUUUCGAUUUCGAUCAAGAGGAUGGAAGAGAUAUUUUAUUUCUUGGUCCAACAGAUGAAGGAGUCAAACAACUUUGUGGACUUCUGGGAUGG